Messenger RNA from Pundamilia nyererei, 2480 nucleotides. Its product is annotated as carbonic anhydrase 1-like. The transcript is spliced from 7 exons. The coding region runs from base 226 to 1002 and encodes 258 amino acids. Gene Ontology annotation, cellular component: cytoplasm. Gene Ontology annotation, molecular function: zinc ion binding; carbonate dehydratase activity. NCBI's taxonomy places the organism in Eukaryota, Metazoa, Chordata, Actinopteri, Cichliformes, Cichlidae. Gene Ontology annotation, biological process: carbon dioxide transport; regulation of pH. The record is from RefSeq and is a predicted model, not a curated record.
GAGAGAGCGAGAGAGAGAGAGAUCCAUUGAUCCGACGUGUUGCAGCGUUGCGGUGCAUCUAAACUCCUCCCGGGCUGCCGGACGGACACGCCGCACACUGGGACCCUAUAUAAGCUCUGCAGCUGUCAGGUGGAGGACACUAGCUGCUCUGCACUGGGGAACGAGUCGCUUUAGCUUUAGGGGAUUACAGCUCUGUCUGCUCGCUCAUACAUCCAAACUGUCACCAUGUCUUGGGGAUACAAACCAAACAAUGGACCUCAGAAGUGGGUUGAAAAUUUCCCUAUUGCCGAUGGAGUCCGUCAGUCUCCUAUUGACAUCGUACCGGGCCAAGCAUCAUAUGACGCGGGGCUGAAGCCGCUCACCCUGAAGUACGACCCGUCCACCUGCCUCGAUAUUCUCAACAACGGGCACUCCGUCCAAGUGACCUUCGCGGACGACACCGACAGCUCAAGUUUAACGGAUGGACCAAUCUCAGGGUUAUACAGACUCAAGCAGUUUCAUUUCCACUGGGGAGCUUCUGAUAGCAAGGGCUCUGAACAUACUGUGGCUGGGACCAAAUAUCCCGCUGAGCUUCAUCUGGUGCAUUGGAACACCAAAUAUACAAGUUUCAGCGAGGCUGCUAGCAAGCCCGAUGGACUCGCUGUGGUUGGAGUUUUCCUGAAGAUUGGUGGUGAAAAUCCAAAUCUCCAGAAGCUUCUUGAUGCCUUUGACACCAUCAAGUCCAAAGGCAAGCAGACCUCUUUUGAAAAUUUCGACCCCUCUACUUUGCUCCCUGGUUGCCUAGACUACUGGACUUAUGAUGGCUCUCUGACCACACCCCCUCUGUAUGAGAGCGUUACCUGGAUUGUCUGCAAAGAACCAAUCAGCACCAGCUCUGCACAGAUGGCCAAAUUCCGCACUCUGCUCUUCUCCGCCGAUGGGGCGGCUCAGGACUGCAUGGUGGACAACUACCGCCCACCCCAGCCACUCAAGGAUCGCACCGUCCGUGCUUCCUUCAAGUAGUAACCCCUCCCCCUGUUGUGACCUUUUCUGCCCUCUUGCCCUUUCCCUUCCCCUCCCCUUCAGCCUGACACCCAGAAAUACCUCUCUUGUAGUAAGCCGCGAAGCACACAUAUCUCUCUCAAUCCAGUUUCAGAAGGAUGUUAAAUUUCUGUGGCCCAUGGCUUUCCGUGCUCGACAGUCUAACUGUGAAAUGGAGCACUAGAAGGAUUUGCAUCUCUGUUUCUAUAUGCAGAACAAGCAAGCAUAAUUGAUUUUAAAGGACAAACAUUUAACAGUGGUUGCAACAUAUUUACAAGGCUUCUACAUUUGCUCUUGCUGUUUUUUAGAAGCAUUACACAAGAAUGUGCAGGUCUCUUUUUAUUUUACCCUCAGAAAGCCACAAGGGUGAAAAAUGAAGAUGAAUUACUAUCGAAAUGGUGCUCUUCCUUUAGCAGGAAGCAGAAAGGACAAGCUAGUUUCAGCAUGGCAAAGGGAGGAAAUGUGAGGAGCAUGAGGUGCACAUACAAGACCUGGCACACAGGACCGUGCUGCUCCUGGACUGUCUGUAAUCUCUGACAGACUGCCAGCCUCUGCAUCACAGCGGCUUAGUGUGACGAUGCAGCCUCCUCCAUCACAUCCUAUUGACUCAGAAAAAUCACCCUCUGGCACAAAUACACACACAUCACUGGCGCAGUCUCUGCAGACAUGAUGCCCAUAACUCUGACCUGCUUAUCAAUCUGAAUUGUAGAACAGCAUGCAGCAACAAAGGGCACGACAGCACAAAGCUGCUAGGGUCGGCUAAAUUGAACACCAUAGCAGUGAUUUAUUUCUCUGCUUUUACAUCCAGCUCUGCGAGUCUUUCAUGUCUGUGUCAUCCCAAGAUGUGUGAGUUUUUUGAGCCUGAGAGCUUAUGCAAAAUGAGUCUUUACUGAUUCCUAAAUUUAUAUUUAUAACCAAAAAGCCUCUUUCCUCUUGAUGCCCUCAUAACACCGCAAUAGACAAAUAUAGUGCUUCUUUUAAAAAUGAAAUGAAAUCCCCUUGUGUGUAUUUUUCAUUCUUUUUUUAAAUUUUAUUUCUUCAAUUCUCAUUGUGUAGAGUGCUAAUGCUUAAAACGCACAGUAAUGUUCGGUCGUCCUGUGGGCGAUGUCACAGUGGCAAACGCACAACGCCAAGGAAGAAAUUAUCCUAAAGCCAAGAAAGAGGAAAACCUGCCAACAGACAAGACUAUAGUGUCAAGGGGGGGUCAAGCCCUGUGUAGGAGAACAACUAGCAAACGGGUAUUUAUUCUCAAAAGCCUCCUUUAGACCAGUGUACAUUUCUGAAGCACUGCAGAUGUUUGACUAAGCCAGAAAAGAGAUACCAGAAAGAUUGUAAUUACUGUAGGAAAACAAGCCUUAUGCCAAUAAUUUGUAGGGCCUUCCUGGAAGUUUGUGCUAUUACCAUUCUAUUUUGGAAGUGGAUAUUUUAAUAGUGAAAUAAAUGUAUAUUUACAACUUAAA